AUGAAAAGAAACAAGACUGAAAACCAGUAUUCAUAUUCACUUAAGUAGAUUCUCUAAAACUAAUUACAUACGAUUAUUAAACCUUGAUAAGAUUCAUGUAUCUCUGCCAACUACUCCAAGAAAAACUAAAUUCAAAUCUCUUAUCCCUAGUCAUUAAGAUGUUCAAAAUCAUCCCAUUUUAUUAAGUUCAUUAUUAUGUGAUCUACCCUUCAAUAAUACUAACAUUAGAUAAAUACCUACUCUUCCUACUUCUAAUCAUUAUUAUUGUAAAAGUACUACUAAAACACAUACACCUUCAUCUAUUUAGAUUAUGCAAACCAAAAAAUUACAAUUUAAUCAUAAACCUUAAAGAUUUUUAGUUAAAUUGAAUAAAAAAAUACCAAAAAUACUAUCCAAAUAAUCUUAAAUCAUUAGAUCUCAAACAUAUCGCCCUAAUUAAACUGCUACCAAAUUUCACUCACUUACUAUUGAUCCCAAAUUUCAACUCAUUAAUGAUAUUACAAAAAACGAUUUCAAAUCUGAAAUACUCUCCAAAUAAACUCAACCUAAUUUAAUCUCAGUCCCUUAAUUACCAAAUUCUAAUAAAGUCUCUAGAUAUAGAGAUUUCUCAGAAAUUGA
Molecule: messenger RNA, 618 nt
Organism: Paramecium sonneborni
Lineage: Eukaryota; Ciliophora; Oligohymenophorea; Peniculida; Parameciidae
Source: the annotation of a GenBank genome assembly